GUCUCGUCUACUUUGCUUGUCUACGUUUGUGUGGUGUUUUAUUUAUGGUAUCCAUCACUGGUUCAUUCGUUGAAUUCUUUCGGAGGUGCUUUUUAUAAUUUUACUUGUAAGCUGUUGCCUUCGUAGAGAGUGUGUGAAAUAAAACUUGUUAUUUUAUGUCAAUGUAAUCUUCUGUAAAAAACGGACAUAAUUGAUGUGGUUUGAAGUUUGAAAUUGGAGAAUUUGUAUCGACGUUCAGCAGAUCAUGUCGCCAUUUUGUUAAGUCUCAUCGUAAGUUAUUCGAUAAGAUAAGUUUCAGUUUUAGUCAAUUGAAGAAGUUUAUACCGUCAGUUAAUCACAAUGGCUGAUAAUAGUUCGAAAGAACCACCUAUACAAACUGUCAGUGGUUUGCCGCCUAAUCAUAAUCCCUGGAUGUAUGGCAUUUACCAUCAAUACAGUGCAUAUCCUGGUGGUAUGUAUCCACCGUACUACAACCAGUAUUUCAAUCAAAUGGGAAACAAUGGAGGAUUUCAGAACAAUUCUCAUCAAUUCCAUCAAAACAAGGAUCAGAAAAACGAAGUAGUUCAUCAUCAGUUUACUAAACCGCCGCCAACUCCUUUACUUGGAAUGUCUCCUCUAGAUACCAAUCGCCCAUUUUUUAACCAACCGCCUAUAAGGUUUAAUCUUAACAAUACCAAGAAACCAGCACCCAUACCUCUUAAUGAAAAUCCACUUCUUGUAAAUAAUAAUGGUCCAACCAAAAAGAAACGCAAGAAGGGGAACAGCAAAUUUAGUGAUGAUCAAACAGAUUCUUUGUAUGACAUGCUGCCUCCACUUCCAGAUCACCCUCCUCCACUACCCCCUCUUCCUCCUCCAGAUAUCCCCAAACCCCCGCCCCCCCCUCUUGAUGUCCCUCUGCCGCCUCCUUUGGCCACUGAGGACAUACCUCAACCACCAGAACCAGAAGAGGCUAAUGUCUCAAAUGAUAAAGCUGAGGAUGAUGAAAAUAAAAUCCAAAACACAAAUUCUUCUAACUUUUUUAAAUCUGCAUCAAUUCCUACUGCAGGCACUUGGCCUGAAAGCUUGGAGAGAUAUAUAAAAAGAUGUUAUGAAAAAUGUAAAUCUGGUUUUGAUAGAGAUCAAAUUGACAUAUGUCUUAAAGGAAGAAUUACAGCUGCUGCGAAUAAAGAUGAAAUAUGGACAAGAAAUUGGGAUGAAGAACCUAUUCCAAGUGUCCACAGUGAGCGCAAUAAUUUGGCAGUUAAACCAGUUCGUGGUACUUUAGGGCUGUAUCAAAAGUUAGAAAAUAUGGUAGAGCCUCAAAAAAACAGAGGUCCAUUGAACAGUAGGGGAUUUACAGGCCAUAAGAAUUCACCACAAAGACGCAGACGCCUUAGUUCUAGGAGUCGAUCAAAGUCCAGAAGUCCUCCUAGGAAGAGAUUGAGCGCUUCUUCUGCUUCUGGUGAUGAGGUUGAAGAUAAAAAACAUAAGGGUAAAGGACGACAAAAAGUUAAGGAUAGGUUAUCUUUAGAUCAAAAAAAAACUGAUAAAUAUCAAAAGAACAGUAAUAAAAAGAAAAAUUCUUUGGAUCAAUUUGUUGUUGAAGAUUUUCAGGGGAAUGCAGAAAAAUUGCUCAAAAGAGCUGAACGAUUUGGAAACACGGGUAAUGUACCAUCAAUAGCAAGCUCUUUGCAGGGUGGAACUAAGAAGCAGGAACCAUCAGUAAGAAAACCAAUAAUUCAAGAUACAGAAGGUGAUUAUGAAGUUAACAAUAUGCAUAUAGUAGGAACAUGCUCAGACAUAGAAAAGUCAUUCUUGCGAUUAACCAAGGCACCUGAAGCAUGUGAAGUAAGACCUGUACUUGUAUUGAAGAAUUCACUUAAAAAUGUAAAAGACAGAUGGGUCACCAAACAGGAUUAUAGAUAUACUUGUGACCAGUUGAAAUCAAUUAGGCAAGAUUUAACAGUUCAAGGGGUGCGUGAUAAGUUUACUGUUGAAGUUUAUGAGACUCAUGCAAGAAUUGCUUUAGAAAAUGGAGAUCAUGAAGAAUUCAAUCAGUGCCAAACACAGCUUAAAAUGCUCUAUGGUGAACUGCCUGAUUGCAGAACUAAUUCUGCAGAAUUUACAGCAUACAGAAUACUGUACUACAUUUUCACCAAGAAUACAUUAGAUCUAACUACAAUAUUUCAGUUUCUUUCUAAAGAGGACAGAGAAACUGAAUGUGUCAAGCAUGCACUUCAAACAAGAUGUGCCUGGGCCACUGGCAAUAUGCACAAAUUUUUCAUACUCUACAAAUCAGCCCCAUUGAUGGCAGGGUAUCUAAUGGACUGGUUUGUUGAGCGCGAAAGGAAACAGUACCUGAAAUACAUCAUUAAGUCCUACAGACAGACUGUUCCUGUGGACUUCAUCAUUCGAGAGCUGGCGUUUGAUUCAAGUUCUAAGGGUUUUGAAUUCCUAAAUCAAUUCCCUCUUUCGUAUGCUGGCUGUGGUCAAUCUCAGUUAGAUUGCAAGGCCAGUCUUCCUGCUGUUGGGAGUAUAUAACAUUUCCUUUUUGAUAGCCGUCCUGUUAUUGUAGCGUGUUGUUGCGUGGUAAUGUAACGGCCACGAAGCUGCAGGUGUACAGCAUGCAGAUUUGCUGGGUGCAAUAGUCAGCCGAAUCGUCAUCAUCACUCAACAUAUUUUACAUCUUAAUUUUACAUGCUUUGCUAGGAUGAGGCAAAUGACAUAUUGCAAAUUCCGUUGUGCAGCCGAAGAGGAUUAUUACUACAUUGAAGAAUUUACAAGCUACAAAAGGAUGCGCGUUAUUGGUUAAAACAAACAUUUUUAGUGUUAAUAGUGAAUAAAAGACUAGCAAUGGACUUCAUACAAGUUACUGAAAAAGGAACUAAGUGUUAAUACUUGUUUUUAUCCUAAAAAGUUAUUUAAUAUUUGUAAAUACGUAUUGUAAUUUUAUGAUUGUCUAUAUCACGUUCAGUCGUAAUAAUUAUGAAAUAAUUAAAGCACGCAUUAUUUUAGAGUUAGUGAAUAAAUGAAUCUCGUUUUA
Molecule: messenger RNA, 3022 nt
Organism: Trichoplusia ni (cabbage looper)
Lineage: Eukaryota; Metazoa; Arthropoda; Insecta; Lepidoptera; Noctuidae
Product: leukocyte receptor cluster member 8 homolog
Exons: 5
Coding region: 340-2520 (726 amino acids)
Cellular component (GO): nucleus
Source: RefSeq, a predicted model, not a curated record